CCGCGCCGGCCAACCGGCACGCAGGGAUUUGGGGGGCAAAGCGCGGCCCCGCGAGCAGUUGCGGCGGGAGAGCGGCGGGCCGAGAGCGUGACUCGCCCGCUCCGGCGCUGCCUGUUUCCCCGCCGCCGCCUCCCGCCGCCGCGCGCAGCCAUGUCCGAGGAAAAGCCCAAGGAGGGGGUGAAGACCGAGAACGACCACAUCAACCUGAAAGUGGCCGGGCAGGAUGGCUCCGUCGUCCAGUUCAAAAUCAAGAGACACACGCCGCUGAGCAAGCUGAUGAAGGCGUACUGCGAGAGGCAGGGCUUGUCAAUGAGACAGAUUAGAUUCAGGUUUGACGGGCAGCCGAUUAAUGAAACAGACACCCCUGCGCAGCUGGAGAUGGAGGACGAGGACACCAUCGACGUGUUCCAGCAGCAGACGGGAGGCUCGCGGGACAGCCGCUGUCGCUAAGGGCGCCACCUCUACAAGGACCGUCCCCACCGUGUCUUCGGCCUUGCGUCUGC
Prionailurus viverrinus (fishing cat) is the source of this 503-nucleotide messenger RNA. It is a transcript of the gene SUMO3, whose product is annotated as small ubiquitin like modifier 3. Gene Ontology annotation, cellular component: nucleus. The transcript has 4 exons. The record is from RefSeq and is a predicted model, not a curated record. Gene Ontology annotation, biological process: protein sumoylation. Bases 151 to 450 code for a protein of 99 amino acids. NCBI's taxonomy places the organism in Eukaryota, Metazoa, Chordata, Mammalia, Carnivora, Felidae. Gene Ontology annotation, molecular function: protein tag activity; ubiquitin-like protein ligase binding.